Rubroshorea leprosula is the source of this 2601-nucleotide messenger RNA. The record is from the annotation of a GenBank genome assembly. NCBI's taxonomy places the organism in Eukaryota, Viridiplantae, Streptophyta, Magnoliopsida, Malvales, Dipterocarpaceae.
AGCGGUUAGGGUUUUAGGCCGAACUCUUCAUAUUUUCUUUUUUUGAGGCGGAGAAGAAUUUUGUUUGUUCCUAGCAGCAACGCCCACUCCUUUGUUCGAAGUUGAAACUGAAACCCCAAACGCAUCUCUGAUCCUCAAAUUUCUGUCUCUCCAUCCCCGAUCUCCGAAUCGUGAAGGGAUUUAGGAUGGAUUGAAUGUUGAAGGUCGCCCUCCAUCUCUUUUAAGGUAGUCUUCUAAAUCAGAUGCUCGCUUGGGAAAAAAAGGAUUACCCCUUGUGCAUUGAAGACACUCAUCGAGUCCAUUCAAAUGUUAUGCAGCCAGGUUUAAUUCAUAUCAUGACAUUUUUGUACUUAUGUGUGCUUUUAAUACUUAAUUACUCAUCAUUUCCAAGCAGUUUGUUUUUCUUUCUGUUAUAUAUUUAUUUCCUACUCUUUGUUAAUUUUGAGAUUAAGGUUGUUGGAGAUAAAAAGUAAUCAUAGUUGUUCCAAUUCCAAAUGGUGAAUGUGUUGGGUCAAAAUUUAGGAAGCCACAUGAAAAGCAGUGGGAAAAGUUAUGAAUCAAAAUAGAGAUUUGGGAAUGAAAUUAUGCAUUAUUUUAUUUUUAGUGGAAUCUUGUUCUGCCAGAGCAGUGCGUUUUUAACAUGAUAGAGUAGAUAUCCAGAUACUUGUUAUAUUAUUGUUUUUGUAAUUUAAUUGUAUGACUUCUUGUUAAGAAAAGAAAAUUCAGCAAUUUAUUGGAGUGAAAACCAAAAUUAGGUUCUAUUUCGCAAUUCCUUCCAAGAAAUUAUCUGUACAUCUCCAGAAGCUUUUCAUGCGAUUUCCUUUUAGGUGCUUCUGAAGCAUAUGAAAGUUGUGAGAGCCUGGAUGAAACAUCUAAGAAAGGAUUGUGUUGGUUUGAAUUGAAACGUGCUGGGUUGCCACAGUGGGGUGUUGGCCAACAACAAGUUAAAUUUAUGGACCAUCAAGGACAGAGUGCUGCUCAACAGGCUUCCAGUUUCAUUGAAGAUGAAUAUGAAAAAGAUGACAAAAAGGCUGUUAAACUUGAGUAUCCUUCAUUCCCAGAAACAGGGAAGAGAAAGUGUGUCAUCUAUAACCAACUUAGCAAAGAAAAUGCCGCAAGACGGGGGAGGCAAAGCAAGCGCCACAACCCCAUGGGAAGGUGGCCUGCUGAGAGGAUUAAGGUUGCCGAGGAUUGCAUGUUAGAGAUUUUGAAGGCUGAAGGGGCUGUGUUUGGGAAUCCAAUUUCCCGGCCUGCACUGAGACAGGCAGCUCGCAAACGUAUUGGUGACACUGGGCUAUUGGACCACCUAUUGAAGCACAUUGAUGGUAAAGUAGCACCGGGUGGUACUGAGCGGUUUCGCCGGUGUUACAACACUACUGGAGUAAUGGAGUAUUGGUUGGAGAGUGCAGACCUAGUUAACAUAAGGAGGGAAGCUGGGGCAUCGGAUCCUAAUUGGGUUCCCCCAACUUGGUGGAAACCUGGUAUGGGCCCCAUUCAGGAGUCUAUGGGUGCUGGGGAAGUAAAAGUUCUUAAAGAAGAAGUAGCCAAAAUGAAGAGGGAUAUGGAGUUUCUAAUUAAGCAGCGAGAUCAAGAUCAAUCCAAUUCCAUUGAGGAGAUCCACAAAAAAUUGGUGAAAUUGGAAAGACAGACAGACCACCGCAUGAUGGGGCUUUCAAGUUCUCUGGCUAGAAUGCAGGAUAUGUACCAGGAGAUGGGAACUUGGAGGACUGGAGUUGAUCGACAGCUGAUUGAAAUUUCAAAUUCGGUGAGCAGCCUGCAGGCAUCAAAGCAAUGCACCACCUUCAGUCCGUCAGCUCCUGAAAGGUGGGAAGAUUGGUUGGAGAGCACCAACCUGGAGAAUUUUCAGGGAGAUGAUCUUGCGCCAUGGCUUGAUAGCACAGGUGUGGUUGAAUUUGGACAGGGAAAUGCAGUUCAGAAUCCAUGCUUGCCUCCUCCAACUUGGUCAAAACCUGGUGGGAGCCUCUCUCAAUUUCCCAUUUCUGCUCAAGAGCAAGAGUUGAUUAAUGAUGAUGUGGCUAAAAUGAACAGUGAUGUGUUGGAGCUAGUGCCUGUGAGGCAAGAGGAAGAUCAAGUUAAUGUGACACCAGAUUCUUCUGUUACUGGCAAUUCAAAGUUGGAUCUUGAUAGUUCAGUAAUCCUCUUUCAGGAGAUGGUCAAGGAAUUGACGAAAUGGAAAGCUAAAACUGAACAACAGCUGUUGGAGAUUUCAAGUGCAGUCAGUGCCAUACAGGCAUCAAGGCAGUAAAAUAUUUAGCUCUUCAACUUUCACAAGUGAAAUGAAAGGAAUAGGAUAGUAUUCAGUUUUUUAUUUUCUUUCCCCCUACUGCCUAACUUAUUCACCUUUAGACUAGUAGAACUUAGAUCCUGUACAGGAUUUGGAAACUGAAGCUGAGCUUCCUUCUGUUACAACCACAUUUAACCAUAACCUAUCAUAGAUGAGCUCCAAGUUCUUGAUGUGAUGCUGCUAAGAGUUAAACCUCCUUUCCAAUUGUAAAUUCUCUAGGGAUCUGCUUAAUUUAUAGUCUAUGGCCUCUGAACCAGUUUUGUCUCUAUAUAUCAUGCCAUUUGCCUAGCAAUGCA